Molecule: messenger RNA, 3255 nt
Organism: Fusarium tjaetaba
Lineage: Eukaryota; Fungi; Ascomycota; Sordariomycetes; Hypocreales; Nectriaceae
Product: cytoskeleton assembly control SLA2
Exons: 4
Coding region: 1-3255 (1084 amino acids)
Biological process (GO): actin filament organization; endocytosis; clathrin coat assembly
Cellular component (GO): actin cortical patch; clathrin-coated vesicle
Molecular function (GO): phosphatidylinositol-3,5-bisphosphate binding; clathrin-cargo adaptor activity; actin filament binding
Source: RefSeq, a predicted model, not a curated record
AUGGCUGCUGCUGUGCGCGGCACCGAGCAUACCAAAACCGACCAAGAGCUCGCUAUUAACAUCAAGAAGGCUACGAACGUCGAGGAGAUCUCCCCGAAGCGAAAGCAUGUCCGAGCAUGUAUCGUCUAUACAUGGGACCACCGGUCCUCUGCCGCCUUCUGGUCCGGCAUCAAGGUCCAACCUAUCCUAGCCGACGAAGUUCAGACGUUCAAGGCCCUGAUCACGAUCCACAAGGUACUUCAAGAAGGCCACCCCAGUGCUCUCAAGGAGGCAAUGGCAAACCGCGCAUGGAUCGAUAGCCUGAACCGCGGAAUGGGCGGAGGAGGAGAAGGCAUGCGCGGUUAUGCGCCUCUGAUCCGAGAAUACGUCUAUUACCUACUUGCAAAGCUCUCCUUCCACCAUCAGCACCCCGAGUUCAACGGAACAUUCGAGUAUGAGGAGUACCUGAGCUUGAAGGCCAUCAACGACCCCAACGAAGGCUACGAGACCAUCAGCGAUCUGAUGGUGCUGCAAGAUAAGAUCGAGCAGUUCCAAAAGCUGAUCUUCUCGCACUUCCGAAAUGUUGGAAACAACGAGUGCCGAAUUGCCGCCCUCGUGCCCCUUGUUCAGGAGAGCUACGGAAUUUACAAGUUCAUCACCAGCAUGCUGCGCGCAAUGCAUUCAACAACCGGAGAUGACGAGGCCCUUGAACCCCUCCGUGAACGAUACAACGCGCAGCAUUAUCGCUUAGUUAAGUUCUACUACGAAUGCUCAAACCUGCGGUACCUUACCAGUCUCAUCACCAUUCCCAAGCUUCCUCAAGAUCCUCCCAACCUCUUGGCGGAAGAUGACGAUGCACCUGCACUGCCCGCGCGACCAAAGCAGGAGAUUGAGCGAAGGCCGUCUCCUCCGCCUGAGCCCAAGAACGACGCCCCUGAUGAGAUGAAUGAAUUCUGGAAGAGCGAAUUGGAUCGUCAGAACCGAGAGUACGAAGAGCAGCAGCGCAUCCUUGAGCAGCAACAACAACAAGCUCUUAUGGCCCAGCAGCAGGCCCAGCUUCAGGCUCAGCGUGAGUUUGAGCAGCAGCAACAGCAAUUGAUGGAACAGCAACAGCGAGAGCAGGAGGCGCUCAUGGCGCAACAAGCGCAAUGGCAAACUCAGGGACGCCUGGCCGAGCUGGAGCGUGAAAACCUGAAUGCGCGCGCUCAGUAUGAGCGAGAUCAACUGAUGCUCCAACAAUACGACCAGCGAGUCAAGGCUCUCGAGGGUGAGCUGUCGCACAUUCAGAACAGUCUCGGCCAGCAAAUGAACAGCAAGGAUGACCAGAUUCGGGCACUUCAGGAGCAGGUCAACACAUGGAGGACGAAAUAUGAGGCACUGGCCAAGCUCUACUCUCAGUUGAGACAUGAGCAUCUCGAUCUGCUUCAGAAGUUCAAGGCCGUUCAACUCAAGGCGGCGAGCGCCCAGGAGGCUAUCGAUCGCCGCGAGAAGCUCGAGCGUGAGAUCAAGACCAAGAACCUCGAGUUGGCCGACAUGAUCCGUGAGCGUGACCGCGCCCUUCACGACAAGGACCGCGCAACUGGCAGCAGCAAGGACGAGGUUGAGAAGCUCAAGCGCGAACUUCGCCUGGCCCAAGACAAGGCCGACAACCUCGAGCGUAGCAAGGGCAACGAGCUUUCGACAAUGCUUGCUAAGUACAACCGUGAGAUGGCGGAUCUCGAGGAGGCACUGCGUAACAAGACACGACAACUGGAGGAUGCUCAGAUGAACCUCCGUGACGGCAGCUCUGACCUCGAGCAGCUUCUCCGCGAUAAGGAGGAGGAACUUGAGGUGUACAAGGCUGGCAUGGAUCAGACUCUGAUUGAGCUCAACGAGCUCAAGAUGAACCAGGGUGACACCGACCAUGCUUUGGAUGGCCAGAUCGAUGCCCUCAUCAUGUCCAACCUUGACAAGAUCAACGACAUUAUCGAUUCUGUUCUCCAGGCUGGUGUUGCGCGUGUGGAUGAUGCGCUCUACGAGUUGGAUUCCAGCAUGCAGGCUGGUAACCAGAAUGCGUCUCCAUCUUAUGUACUGUCACAGAUCGAGAAGGCCUCAGCUAGUGCUAUGGAAUUUGCUACAUCAUUCAACAACUUCAUCGCAGAUGGACCAAACGCGACACAUGCCGACCUUAUCAAGGCCAUCAACGUCUUCUCUGGUGCCAUUGCCGAUGUCUGUAGCAACACCAAGGGUCUUACCCGUCUAGCUACGGAUGAUAAGAAGACCGAUUCUCUCAUGAACGGAACUCGCCAGCCCGCUAUCUCAGCUGUACAGUUCCUCCGAGGUCUUCAGAGCUUCCGACUUGAGGGCAUGGAUCCCUUGCAAAAGACAGACGUGGUCAUCAACAGCAACAACGAUGUCCAGAUGAACUUGCAGAAGCUCAACAAGCUUGUUGAAUCGUUUGCUCCUGGCUUUGGCAAGCUCGCCAACAAGAAGGGAGACUUGGGAGAUCUCGUCGACCAGGAGCUCAGCAAAGCUGCAGAUGCAAUUGCGGCAGCAGCAGCACGACUGGCCAAGCUCAAGAACAAGCCCCGUGAUGGCUACUCAACCUAUGAGCUCAAGGUGAACGACUCGAUCCUGGAUGCGGCGACGGCGAUCACAAACGCCAUUACGCAACUGAUUCAGGCGGCGACAGUGACACAGCAGGAGAUCGUGCAGGCAGGUCGUGGGUCGACGUCACGAACGGCGUUUUACAAGAAGAACAACCGAUGGACGGAGGGACUGAUCUCUGCCGCCAAGGCUGUGGCGUCGUCGACUAACACACUGAUCGAGACAGCAGAUGGAGUCAUCUCUGGGCGCAACAGUCCAGAACAGCUCAUCGUGGCCUCGAACGAUGUUGCGGCGUCGACUGCCCAGCUUGUGGCUGCCAGCAGAGUUAAGGCAGGGUUCAUGUCCAAGAGCCAAGAAAAGCUCGAGCAGGCCAGCAAGGCGGUGGGCGCGGCAUGUCGAGCGCUGGUGCGCCAGGUGCAGAGCUUGAUCAAGGAGCGUAGCCAAGAGGAGGACCAGGUGGACUACUCGAAGCUUGGAGCGCACGAGUUCAAGGUGCGAGAGAUGGAACAGCAAGUAAGUCUAGCAGCCUCCCCCGUCAUGUGUUUGGCAACCCUUUCCUUUUCCCCUGGCCGUCUCCCUCUCAUGUCCCUGUCCCCCUGUCAUGGUGGCAUCACACAUCGCAUCACGACUACCAUGACACAUCGAUACCCCUCACAGGUCCAGUUCAUUCCCGGGCCAGUGCUUUCGUAA